UUAUAUUAGUUAAUUUUUUUUUAAAUUUCUUGAUACGUUAAAGAAAAUUUCUUCUGUGGAAAUUCGUGGGGACAAUUAAAAACAUUCGCCAACAAAAUAAAAAGACGAAAAUUGUCGUCCAAUUAACCCUUGUGACAUCUGCAAAGGAAGCGAAAUGAAAUCGUACAAAGCCCGACGUACUGCGGGGUAGUAAGGCGUGAAAUUUGCAUAUUAAAGGACGAAAAAGUUGAUAGACGGAAAUUGAGUUAUGGCGCAGGCUUAACAGAGUCCGGAGGGGUCAACGCCACAGGUCUCGGAUCAAAGUAUUUCCCAAUCAUUUUUUUCAACCACAAAACGUCUUCACCAACAAACAAGACGGGCAGAAAAUUGUGCCAAAGCAGUUUGUUUCUGGCCCAUCACCGUUGAGUGUUGUUUGGUGAAUUUGUGGUGGGGCUUGACAGUUCAGAGAACAGGUGGUAGGACUGACUUUAAAGCCCCAUCGGUAACCAUUUCUGUUAUCAGUUUCGUAAACAAAAUAAGCAACACUGGACUUAAAUCGGAUGGGUUUGAUAAAUUGACUUGAGGCCGGUGCACGUAAGGUUGUCCGAGAAAUGGUGUUAUGGAAUUUUUUAUCGGUAAAUAAUAAUCAGAAAUGACAAGUUUGACUCUAGCUUUAGAUAAUAUCGAUGUGAGUGAGAAUACCGAACAAAUUAGCAAAUUAUUUCCUAAGUGUCGACCAAGAAGUGAUAUUAAUUUAAAUCCAAUCAUCUCGGGACGAGACCAUGAAUGCACUGAAAACUCAGCAAAUACUGUCAUGAAUAUAGACAGUGAAAAUGAUAGAUGGAUGGCUGAUGGUUCCUGUAACAUUAGUAGGGAUAAUUUAAGUCAGCGACAGUCGCCCGGCGAUGAGGAUGUAAUUGAUCACAAACUUCCGGGGGGAACGUACAAAUUACGUGACUCCAGAAUAAUAGAAAUAGCCGGAGGCCGUGAAAUCUACUCGCAGAGCCGAAGCAAAGCGGUAAGGAAGUCGCGUAACGCCGGUCUGGCCGACGAUGGCGAAAAGAAACUACAAAAGUCCCCGCUAAGACAGGGCGUGUGGGAGCUGCGAAGCCGCAACAACGAGGCGAAGAAGCUGAGGAACUCGCGCGAAUACACGGAAACGGUGUUCUCGUCGGAGGUAUGUUCGGUGACGCACGAACAGGACAGGGAACCAUCCCCCGAACCUGAGCGGAUAGCCAGUCCGAAGAUGAACUACGCCAGCGAGGUGGUCGUGUUCGAUGACAUCGGUGACACUUGGCCGUCGGAUGACAACAAACGAUACCAAAACGAGCACUUCGAGACCGAGAGGUUCGAGGAGUUGAACCACACUGCCACGAAUAUAUUCAACAACAGCGACACCGACAGCGACAAGGUGACGAAGGUGAUAGGGAGCCUGCCCAUCGCCGUUUACGAGGGCUCGCCGAGACGGUACGGUCCCAGACAAAUGGAAAGCAACUACUCACAUCCGCAACUUCCCAGUGCACAAAGUCUGCUAGCCUCGCCCAGUGUCUACCCGCCAAGGCCCGGCUUCCCCCAGAGGAUCAUCAACACUCCUAGUCCCAAUGAAAAUGAAACCAACUUGAAUAUUGAAAACAACUCCUUUAAUAAAAACUCAUCAUCACCGACGGCUACAUCAACAUUCGAUUAUCUAUACGAGUUCUCCGAGACUAGAAAAGUGCUGGAGGAGUUCUUCAAAUGUCCACCGCCGGAAGAGGAGAACCGCCUGGAGGCGGAAUUUCAGGAUUUAGAGUACGAGCUGCGGAGGCAGGCCAGCGAAAGUGGCAAUUCCUAUGUGGGCCAAAGAUUAGCUAAGGAGCGAAGGGGCGAGGGCAACGAGUUCUGCAUGAGGAUCGAGUCGCCUAGGAAAUGUAUGAACAACUCCAAUGACCAUGACAUAACUGAGCAUGAGAACAACUUUUUAGAUUUAUCGAUAGGCACCGGUUCUAGUGGUGAUUUAGGCGAAACAGAGGUCGGUCUGCAAGUAGGACAUAGUAGAAAUUUUACCCUUUCCCCAGAAACAACUGACUGUGACUCUAAUUGUGGAGAUUUAGAUAGUGAAGUAUCUUUAAUGCUUAUGGAAAAUGAUAUGGGACCCUCUGGUGGACUUUUAGGAUCCAAUACAGACUUAACUAUUCCUGGCGAUUCAUUACGCUUAUACUCCAGUAUGCCAGUGCUGGAAGACGGUCUUUCUUCAGGUCAUGCGAGUGAUACAGACAACAAUAACCCAACGGUAAUGCUCAUGAAAAGACAAAUAACGGAAAUUGAAAGGGAAAUCAAUCAGGGAAUAUGCAAGACAAAGCCCAGCAACAAAUCUACCGAAAACGGUAUGUCCCCCAACAAAGAAUCCAGCCUCAACUCGUCGCCAAUUGAUAUUAAUGGUUGUGGUAACAAUUUUGACGAACCUAAAAUGGACUCGUUAGAGAAGACACCUCCACCUCCGGCCCCAGCACCGCAUCGGUUGAUGCAGCCAGAAAAGUCAAGUGACGUGGAAGCUGCCAUCAAGGACAUCAGACUGACGUUGCAAAGAACCAAGACGCUGCCCCUCAAGUGUCAUCCCGAGGAGGAUCCCGAGGAGAACGUGCCCAGCCCAAUAUGGGUGCCCAGUGCUCCUUUUAGACAAAGGGGAAUGUCGGCAGCUAGUGGCGACUCUGACAGGAAAGUGAACAGUGGAGAGGAAGGUACAGAGGAGAACGACACCGACUUGGAAACCGACCGCUUGUUGGGGCAACAAAGGACAGACGACCAAGGUUUUUACGACGACAAGGGUUGGAGAAAACCUAAAAGCCGGACAAUAAUGCCUGCCCUCAGUUUAACAAACCCUAAACAAAUGUUAAAUGCCAUGGACGAAGGUACCCUACCCUUAGUCCCGGCCGAACCCCAAAACUCUAAUCCCUCCUCCCCAACAGCAGUAUCCGAAAAAAGCCAAUCGCCUCAAAGUCAAAAAGGAUCGGUGACGUCAAAUAAGCUAAAAAAGGAGAAAGACAAUAAAAAGAAGGGGCGUAAUAAGGAAGAUGUCAUCCAACGUUCAGUGCUGAUAGAAGGCGUGCUGUUCAGAGCCAGAUAUCUGGGUUCAACUCAGUUAGUUUGUGAGGGACAGCCCACUAAAACAACACGGAUGAUGCAAGCUGAGGAAGCUGUGUCUAGGAUAAAGGCUCCAGACGGAGAGUCCCAACCGAGCACCGAGGUGGACCUGUUCAUUUCAACGGAGAAAAUAAUGGUUCUGAACACGGAUCUCAAGGAAAUCAUGAUGGACCACGCCUUAAGAACUAUUUCGUACAUCGCCGACAUAGGGGAUCUCGUCGUGCUGAUGGCGAGACGGCGUUUCGUCCCGCACGAAAUGGACGAGGCUCCCAAGAUCAACAGGACCCCCAAGAUGAUUUGUCACGUGUUCGAAAGCGAGGAGGCACAGUUCAUUGCCCAGUCCAUCGGGCAGGCGUUCCAGGUCGCCUACAUGGAGUUCCUCAAGGCGAACGGCAUUGAGGACCACAGUUUCGUCAAGGAGAUGGAUUAUCAGGAGGUGCUCAAUUCUCAGGAGAUCUUCGGCGACGAAUUGCAGAUGUUUGCCAAGAAGGAGAUGCAGAAGGAAGUAGUGGUACCAAAGGCUAAGGGUGAAAUCUUAGGAGUUGUUAUAGUCGAAAGUGGAUGGGGAUCAAUGCUACCAACGGUGGUUAUUGCCAACUUGGCACCAGCUGGUGCAGCUGCACGUUGCGGCCAGCUCAACAUUGGUGAUCAGAUCAUAGCCAUAAACGGCGUCAGUCUCGUUGGCCUUCCCUUGUCCACCUGUCAAACCUACAUUAAGAAUUCUAAAAAUCAAACCGUAGUUAAAUUGACUGUUGUUCCUUGUGCCCCGGUUGUCGAAGUCAAAAUUAAGAGACCUGACACCAAGUAUCAAUUAGGAUUUAGCGUUCAAAAUGGUGUUAUUUGCAGCUUACUGAGGGGCGGCAUUGCCGAAAGGGGUGGAGUGCGCGUAGGCCAUAGGAUAAUUGAGAUCAACAAUCAAAGCGUUGUUGCUGUACCCCAUGAAAAAAUCGUUAACCUUUUGGCAACCUCCGUUGGAGAGAUCUUGAUGAAGACAAUGCCGACUUCCAUGUUCCGUUUGCUGACGGGCCAAGAGAAUCCAGUAUACAUCUAAAACAAACAAACUGAAGGUCUGAAAGUGCCUACUGUAGUUGAUAUUGAACUGUCCUUGGGAAUUGUUUUUGAGUUCAUUUUUUGAUCAUGCUUGAGUCGCAGAUCAAUAUAUUUUUUAAUUGUUAGUAUAAGUUCUACAGACUGAAGACAAUACAAAAUGCGAAGACCUGCGCGCUCUGCACAAUAAGAAAAAAAAAUGCGCUGAGCUUUCGUGAUAGAUCAUAUCUUGCUUUGUCGCAUAACUUAUUUAUUUGUUGUGAAUGUGAAGAGCAUACCAAAGACUGGUUGGCUUAAACAACAUAUUUUAUUCUCAUAAACAUAAUUUUUCCUAAAAAAAUAAACAUAGGUUAGUCUUCCAAUUAAAAGGCCAUACAUUUAGGUGGCGACGUGCAAUUUUGGUACCUGUACCUUGCGGCGAUUCGCUUCUUUAUGUAAAAAAGCUAUUUAAUCAACCAGCAAACCUUAAUUUCUAACGUUGAUUUGUUUAUGCUCUUUCGUGCUAUAUACUGGUGCUCUUUGUUUAGUUGAGAAUGGCGAGAUACAUGUAAACCAACCAAAAUUGCCCGUCGAAACAAUCUUGAAACUCAGUCAGCUCAAGUAAUUCCAUACGUCGGCUCAAUUAAUUUCACGUCCACAUUUCUGAAUCAAUUUUGUGAAAUAACUGCUCACGUAACAACUAAUUGUGUCCGAAUUUCCGUUGCUCACACGUAUAAUUUGUGGUAAUUAAUUCGUCCCUCACUAGAAAAUGCUCAGAACAAUAUAUAAAAUCCACGUUUAAUAACUCAAGUUAUUAAUACUUGGAUGAACUGAUUCUGUCCAUGGAUUCCUUCAAAAAUAUUUUUUAUAUUCAUUAUUAGUUACGACACAUUUAAACUAAAAACCAGUACGAAAUACGUAAUAAUAGUGACACACCCUGAAGUGAAAACGACUAGUUAAACAUCGUCCAUGUUUUCGUCCUCCACACAUUAAUGUAACAAGGAAGUAGCUCCUGAAACGGUGUUAAAGUGUACUUUGUAAGGCCUGUUUUGACGAACACUAACCUAUUAAGUGAGAUUAAACAAUUAUAUACAGGGACAGCAGAUUUGUUGCCCUUAAGAAAUUGAUUUAUUGAGACCUUUAUUGAAACAUUGAAAUGCUGGCUCAAAAAAUCAAUGUAGCACUAUCUAGUCAGCAUCAAUAGACAUUAUUUAUAUGUGUAUGUGUUUUUUUAUAUAUAGAGUAUUAGACCGUCUCUUCCAAUUGCUUGAUUCUAUUGCUAAAGAAGGUCUACUGUAUCGUUUAUAGGGCCGUCGUAUUUGUGCUCGGUUGUAUUUUUAUUAGAUACUCCAAAAGUACUCCAGAAUCAUCAUCAGGUAUUACUUAUCAAAUAUAGUUUGUUUAUUUGUUAAUAAAGUGCAUGUUGAUAAUCUGAAAUAUUCUAAAAAAAGAAAGUAACUAGUUGAUCGUAACUAGAAUUAAUAUAAUUUCAAACUGAAAUUGUUCAUUUCAUAAAACAAUAUUUUUAUAAAUAAAUUAUUUUUAUACUAUAUGAUAUAAAUGUACAAAUUUUGUUAUAUAACAAAUAUCAUGUUUCUUCAAAUUCGAGUCUGUUUUAACGUCGAGACCAGUAAAUUGACGCAUGAAAAAUGAACGUGUUGGGUCGAAAAUUCUAUUAUUGAACAACACUCGAAUCGUUCACUUCGUUGUAAAUUUAAUAGUCGAAAUUGAUAUAAUUUUUGGUCACGUAAAUCUGUGACUGUUGAGGUACUUUUGAGUGUUCUCGAUUUUUUGUAAAUAGAACAAACCAAGACUUGUGUCAUGUUGUUUUUCAUGUGUGCAACUGAUCUGAUGCCCAAUUUACACAAUUCCUAGCACUAAAUAAAAAAGCUUUAUACGUGCAUGAGAUGUUUGAAACUUGCACGAAAUUUUUGAAAAUUAAUGCAAAACGUUCCUUUGCAUUUUUACCUAUUAAAUGUUGUUCAUAAUGUUUUAGUAAAUGUAUAAAUUGGGUGCUUGUAGUGUUUUUACAUGUUGAACAAUUUUUUAAUGUUGGUAGAUUUAGAACUGACGAUAAUAUAUUUAACUUGGUACAAAAUACUAGCCUAGAUAAGUCAUAUGGAUAGAAUAUGCAAUAAUAAUAAAACACAAUAACAUAUGUGUGUAUUUACCAUUUUUUACCAUACAGUUCCUUAGAAAUCCUUAACGAACGUUAACUGGGCACAGAUUCGACGGUCAGGUUAUUUAUUUGUAUCAUUUUUUCGAAUACUCUAUUAAUUUUAUUUAACUGUUAUUAUUUAUCUACUACCAAUUUUAUAGUAAACAUAACAAUUUAAAAUAUUUUAUGUGUUAUUAAAUGGAAUAAAAUAUUA
Messenger RNA from Aethina tumida (small hive beetle), 6497 nucleotides. Its product is annotated as amyloid-beta A4 precursor protein-binding family A member 2. The transcript has 16 exons. The record is from RefSeq and is a predicted model, not a curated record. The coding region runs from base 632 to 4150 and encodes 1172 amino acids. Gene Ontology annotation, biological process: chemical synaptic transmission. Gene Ontology annotation, cellular component: cytoplasm; dendritic spine; plasma membrane. Lineage: Eukaryota; Metazoa; Arthropoda; Insecta; Coleoptera; Nitidulidae. Gene Ontology annotation, molecular function: protein binding.